GAGAUCGAUCGGUCGGUCGGCUCGGAGGCGGCGAUGGCGCGGGAGAGGCGCGAGAUCAAGCGGAUAGAGAGCGCGGCGGCGCGCCAGGUCACCUUCUCCAAGCGCCGCCGGGGCCUCUUCAAGAAGGCCGAGGAGCUCUCCGUCCUAUGCGACGCCGACGUCGCGCUCAUCGUCUUCUCGUCCACUGGGAAGCUCUCCCAGUUCGCCAGCUCCAGUAUGAAUGAGAUCAUCGACAAGUACAGCACACAUUCUAAGAACCUGGGGAAAGCAGACCAGCCUUCUCUUGACUUGAACUUAGAACAUAGUAAGUAUGCAAAUCUGAACGAUCAGCUUGCGGAAGCUAGUCUUCGACUUAGACAGAUGAGAGGCGAGGGGCUUGAGGGGUUGAGUGUUGAUGAACUCCAGCAGUUGGAGAAGAACCUUGAAACUGGUCUGCACAGGGUGCUUCAGACGAAAGAUCAACAAUUCUUGGAGCAGAUCAAUGAAUUGCAACGAAAGAGCUCACAGCUGGCAGAGGAGAACAUGCAACUGAGGAACCAAGUAUCCCAGAUACCAAUAGCUGGCAAGCCAGUUGUUGCUGAUACCGAAAAUGUUAUUGCUGAGGAUGGGCAGUCCUCUGAAUCUGUCAUGACGGCGUUGCACUCGGGAAGCUCACAGGAUAACGAUGAUGGUUCAGACGUAUCCCUGAAAUUGGGAUUACCCUGCAGUGCGUGGAAGUAAACUAUAUAAAAUCGUCAGUUCAGAUCUUUAUGGAACUGUCCACGUCAGUGGAGAAGCUCUUGUGUAAUCGACAAACGUACCUGAGCUGCUAUAAUCUUGCGGCUGAAGCGAGAUCAGUUAACCUGAUUUAUCAUCCUUGUGGCUGCAUGACGUGAUGUUCCCGUUUUUACCGUUUACUAGGAUGUUAACUAAACUUUUAGAUCGAUCUGAUGUCCAUCUCAUCCCCGUUGACACUAUUCGUUCAUGGUAUCAAUGUACCUUAACUGUCAGUAUAUCUUAAAAUUAUGGUCUAUAUUUGCA
Molecule: messenger RNA, 1020 nt
Organism: Lolium rigidum
Lineage: Eukaryota; Viridiplantae; Streptophyta; Magnoliopsida; Poales; Poaceae
Product: MADS-box transcription factor 22
Biological process (GO): positive regulation of transcription by RNA polymerase II
Cellular component (GO): nucleus
Molecular function (GO): RNA polymerase II cis-regulatory region sequence-specific DNA binding; DNA-binding transcription factor activity, RNA polymerase II-specific; protein dimerization activity
Source: RefSeq, a predicted model, not a curated record